ACCCAACUGAAUAUAAUGCUACGUGUGUCGACUUUGAAUUAUAUUCAGUAUCAUAUUUAGUACGCACCCUGUGUAUUUGGUGCCUGAGUUUACUGGCAUGACACACGAGACAUACACUGGCUGCAGGAUUAUUCAUGAUUUUAGCUGGUCUAUAUUGUUGUAACCUGUAACAGCUUCGUAUUUAUGACGAUCAAGUUGUUUGGAUUAAGUCAACAUGCACAAAGAGCAAUGGAUACUCAUCGCCAUCGGCUUCGUUGUUGUUUUCUACGAAGCGGAUAUCUACAUGAACGUCUCUGCGCUAGAAUGCUUUGAAUGUGAAUAUGUAAUGACGAGUUAUGAUAUCGAUUCGGAGUGCAUUCUUAUGCCUAAUGCGUCCAGUGAUAGUAUUGAGGAAACCAAUUGCGAUGGAUUGUGUUACACGGAAUAUACCAAAAUUUUCGGCCGGCCUAUUUUAUUUCGACGCGGAUGUUCCGAUGAUUGUGAAGAGGAAUCUACGUGUGACAAGUUUACGGGGACAUGCAGAAGCUGCUGCAACACUACGGACCUGUGUAACUCAAAUCAAUACACAACGAAAGAUUUAGUCAAUUUAGAAAAUAUUUAACUUUAAAUGUCAAAAUGACAUUUCAGCGGGCGUACUUGAAGAGAGGAUCACGGUGACGUCAAAAACAAAAACACUAUGUUGAGAAACUGUUAUACUUUACUUUGUACGACGUUAAUUUCGGUCUAUUUACAGCAGAGAAGCACUAUAUCGCUAGAAAGUGGGGCUUAUCAUGCACGUUACGCAAUAUGUGCAUGCGAUUAGUAAGUACGAUCAAUACACGUGCAUAAA
Saccoglossus kowalevskii is the source of this 829-nucleotide messenger RNA. RefSeq lists its product as uncharacterized. The record is from RefSeq and is a predicted model, not a curated record. Lineage: Eukaryota; Metazoa; Hemichordata; Enteropneusta; Harrimaniidae.